Messenger RNA from Solanum verrucosum, 2520 nucleotides. RefSeq names its product potassium channel SKOR-like. Gene Ontology annotation, biological process: transmembrane transport; potassium ion transport. Lineage: Eukaryota; Viridiplantae; Streptophyta; Magnoliopsida; Solanales; Solanaceae. The record is from RefSeq and is a predicted model, not a curated record. Gene Ontology annotation, molecular function: voltage-gated potassium channel activity; protein binding. Bases 36 to 2507 code for a protein of 823 amino acids. The transcript has 13 exons. Gene Ontology annotation, cellular component: membrane.
GAGAGAUCUGUGAAUUUUACAGUGCGUUUGUGAAGAUGUCGAUGAAGAGAGAAUUAGGAGAAGAGAGGAAUGGAAGAGAUUCACCAAAAGAGUAUAAGAUGAAUGAUUUGAGAGAUAGUAUGAAAUCGUUGAGAAGUACCAGUAGAUUAGCGAUGAUGGAGAACGAACUAAUAGCUGAUUCAACUCAUUCGAGAUUUAGCAGAGAAAACGUCAUCAAUGGCCUCAGAGGCCUUUCUCAAGAUUUCGUCAUUUAUCCCGAUGACAGGUGGUACAAGCUAUGGGAUAAGUUUAUCCUGAUUUGGGCUAUAUAUUCAACUUUUUUUACACCAAUGGAGUUUGCAUUCUUCAAAGGAUUGCCCAGGAAACUAUUUCUUUUAGACAUUUGUGGUCAAAUAGCUUUUCUUGUCGACAUAGUCAUACAAUUUUUUGUGGCCUACAGAGAUAGUCAGACAUACAAGAUGGUGUAUAGGCGAACCCCUAUUGCUCUUCGGUACUUGAAAUCUCAUUUUAUCUUGGAUGUUCUCAGUUGCAUGCCGUGGGAUAACAUUUUUAAGGCUUCUGGCAGAAUUGAAGGAGUGAGAUAUCUUUUAUGGAUUAGGUUAAGCAGGGUGCGCAGGGUUACUGACUUUUUCCAGAAGAUGGAGAAAGAUAUUCGAAUCAAUUAUCUCUUCACUAGGAUUGUAAAGCUUAUCACUGUUGAACUUUAUUGCACGCAUACAGCAGCUUGCAUCUUUUACUUUUUGGCAACUACUCUGCCUGCAGAGAAAGAAGGCUACACAUGGAUUGGUAGUUUGACCCUGGGAGAUUACAGUUAUUCACACUUUAGAGAGAUUGAUCUCUGGAGGCGGUACAUCACUUCUCUGUACUUUGCAAUUGUCACUAUGGCAACUGUGGGUUAUGGUGACAUUCAUGCAGUCAAUCUGAGGGAAAUGAUAUUUGUGAUGGUUUAUGUCUCUUUUGAUAUGAUUCUUGGUGCUUACUUGAUCGGUAACAUGACAGCACUGAUUGUCAAGGGAUCAAAAACUGUGCGAUACAGGGACAAAAUGACAGAUCUUAUGAACUAUAUGAACAGAAAUAGACUCGGAAGGGAUAUUCGUAGUCAAAUUAAAGAUCACUUGCGAUUACAAUAUGAAAGUGCUUACACUGAUGGAGCCGUUCUCCAGGACCUUCCCAUCUCAAUUCGUUCCAAGAUAUCCCAGACUUUAUAUCAGUCUUGCAUUGAAAAUAUUCCUCUUUUCAGGGAGUGCUCCGCAGAAUUCAUAAGUCAAAUUGUAACUCGAGUGCAUGAAGAAUUUUUUCUCCCAGGAGAAGUGAUCAUGGAACAGGGGCAUGUAGUGGACCAACUUUAUUUUGUCUGUGAUGGUGUCCUGGAAGAAAUUGGUAUAGGAGAAGAUGGGUCACAAGAGACAGUAGCUCUUGAGCCUAAUAGCUCGUUCGGAGAAAUAUCCAUUCUUUGCAACAUUCCACAACCAUAUACUGUCCGUGUUAGUGAACUAUGCAGACUCAUACGGAUUGAUAAGCAGUCAUUUUCAAAUAUUUUGGAGAUCUAUUUUCAUGAUGGAAGAAGAAUCUUGACGAACUUACUAGAGGGAAAGGAUCUUCGUGUGAAGCAACUGGAGUCAGAUAUAACAUUCCAUAUUGGGAAACAAGAGGCUGAGCUUGCUUUGAAAGUGAAUAGUGCAGCUUAUCAUGGUGACUUACACCAGCUGAAGAGUCUUAUUCGAGCUGGAGCUGAUCCCAACAAGAAAGAUUAUGAUGGAAGAUCACCUCUGCAUCUUUCAGCAUCCAGAGGAUAUGAAGACAUCUCUUUUUUCCUUGUCAAAGAAGGUGUCGCUCUCAAUGCUUCAGACAACUUUGGAAACACACCGCUCUUUGAAGCUAUCAAGAAUGGACACGAUCGUGUUGCUUCAUUACUUGUUAAGGAAGGUGCCUUCUUGAAGAUUGAAAAUGCUGGUAGCUUCUUGUGUACGUUGGUUACAAAAGGGGAUUCAGAUCUACUACGAAGGCUGUUGUCCAAUGGUAUUGAUGCAAACUCCAAAGAUUAUGAUCACCGAACACCGCUCCAUGUAGCGGCUUCUCAAGGAUUACUCGCGAUGGCGAGAUUGCUUCUGGGAGCUGGUGCUUCAGUUUUUUCAACGGACAGAUGGGGAAAUACUCCAUUUGAUGAAGCUAGACUAAGUGGAAACAAUCAGUUGAUCAAGCUUCUGGAAGAAGCAAAAUCAGCUCAAACAUCAGAAUUCCCCAGUGUUUCGCACGAGAUUUCAGAAAAAAAGCACCCGCGGAAGUGUACUGUAUUCCCUGUCCACCCAUGGGAGCCCAAGGACCUCAGGAAACAUGGUGUUGUACUAUGGGUACCUAAGAGUAUGGAAGAGCUCGUUACUGCAGCUUCAGAACAACUCGACUUCCCAUCAGGCUCUUGUAUUUUAUCAGAAGAUGCAGGUAAAAUUCUUGAUAUAGAUAUGAUAUCUGAUGGUCAGAAGUUGUACUUGAUCAGUGAAACAACUUGAGAAUACCCCGUCU